Molecule: messenger RNA, 2021 nt
Organism: Carassius auratus (goldfish)
Lineage: Eukaryota; Metazoa; Chordata; Actinopteri; Cypriniformes; Cyprinidae
Product: zinc finger protein 239-like
Exons: 2
Coding region: 102-1016 (304 amino acids)
Biological process (GO): regulation of DNA-templated transcription
Molecular function (GO): RNA polymerase II cis-regulatory region sequence-specific DNA binding; DNA-binding transcription factor activity, RNA polymerase II-specific
Source: RefSeq, a predicted model, not a curated record
GGCGCGCUUAGAACUGCUGUUACAAAACAAAGGAUUUUCAUCGUUUUUGAAGCGACACCGAUCAGUUUUUUUAAGACAAACAGUAUUUUCAUCUUCAAGACAUGUAUUCAGAAGACCAGGAAGAAAAUAAAUCUGUAAAGACGGAGUUUAUAGAAGAUUACAGUGAGAUCAAAGGUGAUCCAGAGUCCUGCAGAGUGAAACAUGAAGAUACUGAAGAACCAAUAGGCUUGAAGGAAGAGAGUGAGGAGAGCAAAGAACUGAAUGAAGCAGAGGAGAAACAUCAAGUCGAAACUGAAGAUGAAUCUUUGAGUUGCUCACAGCAAACAAGAGGCAAAAAAUCUUUCAGCUGCUCUCAAUGUGGAAAGAGUUUCUUGUCCAAGAAAGGUGUUACGUAUCACAUGAAAACUCAUACUGGAGAGAAACCAUACACAUGUGACAAAUGUGGGAAGAGUUUUAUACAAGCAGAAGCUCUUAAAUUACACCAGAAAACACACAGCGGUGAGAAGGAUCACGUGUGCUUUGAUUGUGGGAAGGCGUUUGCUACUCUUGCCGUACUGAAACUGCAUCAGAGAAUCCACACUGGAGAAAAACCUUACAAGUGUUCACACUGUGAAAAGAGAUUUAAACAAUCAGGACAUCUAAAGGUACAUGAGAGUAUCCACACUGGAGAAAAACCGUAUGCAUGCGAUCAGUGUGGGAGGAGUUUUACACAAGCGUACGGUCUUAAAGUACAUCAGCAGUCUCAUUCAGAAAAAAGAGGAUAUAAAUGUGAUCAGUGCGGUAAAAUAUUUGCUAGGGCCUCAUACUUGAAGAAGCACCUAAAAAUUCAUUCAGAGGAGAAGCCUCACCUGUGUACUUUGUGUGGAAAGAGCUUUAUAUGGCUGGAUGAUUUAAAAGUACACCAGAAAAGACACAGUGGUGUGAAGAUUCAUGCGUGCUUAAAGUGUGAGAAGACCUUUAGUUCAGAUCAUCAACUGAAACAGCACCAGAUAAUUCACACUGGUGAAAAACCUUAAACUGGAGAACAAACUGCGUUAGUGUUUACACUGUGACAAUAUUAAAUUAGCCGGGAUCAUUUAUUCUGCUUGUAGUAAAAAUUAUUUCAUUAGGGUGAAAACCUUAUUUUACCCCAAACAUGAGUGUAGUGUCAAGUCCACAUGUACAAUACAUGCAUAAGAGAAUUGAAAUUGCGUUACUAUCUGGCCUUUGUGCAUACUGAUACCUUAAAUACAGAUAAUAAAAUACAAACUAUACAAAUAUACAAAUAGGUUAUGUAAAAAGAAAUAUAAGUAAAGCAGCAUGGCAGAUAAAAUGCAAACCAGUGACUCAAACAGUGCAGAUAUAAUGACUAAUGGAAAAGAGCUUAUUCAGUCUGAUUAAAUUGUCAAAAAUCUCAGAGAGCAGUUCUUUAUUUAAAUUGACAGAAGAGGUAGUUGGAUGAGGUCAUUUAACUGCUGAAUGAGGUAGUGAGCAGACCAAUGCUGCACAAAGUGUCUGGUGCAGGUCCCAGUGUGUUAGUGGGAGCUGGGGACUGAGGUUUAGAGUUCAGUGGUGCAUGAGAAAAAAGAGGGAAGUGGGGCAAGGCGCAGUCUCCUCCCUGAUGGCAGCAGACUGAAGAAGCUCUGUGUCGGGUGGGUGGGAUCACCUGCGAUGCAGAGGGCUUUGCGGGUGAGACAGGUUCCAUAAAUGUCCUGGAGGGAGGGGAGAGAGACACCAAUGAUCUCCUCAGGUGCUUUUACUAUACACUCCCAGGAACUUGGUGCUGCUCACGAGGGCUGUGCGAUAUGGACAAAAAAACCUUUCACGAUUUUUUGUUAAAUUUAGCAAAUUCGAUUUUAAUCACAAUUUUGACACACACAGACAUGUUUUACAGUCAUAAAUGCAUUGAGUAUAAAUUUGAAAAAUAUUUCCUGAAGAAAACCAACGAGAGCUUAAUCAAAAAGUUGUAACAUGUCUCUAGAACAGACAUAAAUCAAAAUAAUCACUAAGUAAAGAUGUCAAACAAAAUGACUAGCCAUAUA